UGCUUUAACGAUGAGGUAUUCCAUUGUUAAUUUUGCCAUCAACAGUAAUAGAUGAUAAUGUCAUCGUGCGAGGAAGACUCUGAAUUAUGAAAUAUUUCAUUUAUUUUGUGGUUUUAUUUUGCUGUAUUGGAACAGUUUUUGCUGAAUGGGGUACAUGGGUGAAUGGAACUUGUUCUACAAUAUGUGAACAGAACAGGACAAGACAAUGUACUAGUGGAACAUGUACAGGUGACGCUUGGGAGGUUACAAGUUGUGAUUAUGGAAACUGUGUCAUAGAAGGAUUAAGAAUAGGUACAUCUGCAGAGGUAUUAUUUCGAAAUGACCAUAGCAUGACAUAUUCAUCAUUUGAAUGGACUGGAGGUCCAGAUAUCUCUGCAUCGGUUGUAAUUAUUGACGACAACAAUAUCACAGUGCCUGUGACAUCUGAUAAUGUCAACCAUGUUGGAUCAUUCAAUAUCACGUCUAGUAAUACCAACACAAAGGAAUUUGGUGUAUACCACGUACAACUAAUUAUUUCAAACAGUAAAGGAACUCAUCAUGAAGACAUGGCUUUGUUUUAUGAGGAACCCAUUGUCCUUACCUCUGUGAAUACACCUUCAGAAGUACUCCUUAAUUCAAUAUUGGAAAUGACCGCUAUAUUGUCAUCCGGUAGUAAUGUUGGAUUCGAAUGGAUAAUGAAUGACGACGAUUCUGCUUAUAAAUUAUGUCAACAUACAGUACGCGAGUGUACAACUAACUACACUUAUUCUACAAAUGGCACAUUCAAUAUAACUUUAGUUGCUAGAAAUGAAGUUAGCUAUGGAAUUCUUACUGAUAUAAUUGUGACUGUCCUGAAAGAGGUCACAGGGUUCAGUUUUUCUCAUGUCAUUGGCGCAGUUAAUACAACAAGAAGUUCAGAAUUCAUUUUGAAACUAGACUCAACAGAUCGACAACCAAUGGGAAAUCUCACACUUGUUAUAGAUUUUGGUGAUGGAACGUCUGAAACUUCGAAUGUAUAUGAUAUAACAAAUACAAUGGUGACACCAGGGAAAACCUUUUCCCACUUGUAUUCGCAGCAGGGAGAAUUCGUUGUAAAGGGGAAUAUAAGCUCUAAAGUAAGUUCCCAUAGUUUCAGUAAUAUUACAGUAAACGUGUGGGAUGACAUCUCUCAAUUAUCUCUUGAUGUAGCGAAAUUCGCACAUCCUGGUACGGAUGUUAGUUUUCAAUUCCAGAACUAUCCACCGAAUGGUUUUGAAUUUUCUAUCUCAUAUGGUGACGACAACGAACUGAAAAGCGACUCGGGUGUCCAAUAUAAUGCAUUUGACAGUACUCCGUGGACACAUAGUUAUUCUUCUCCUGGCGUGUAUGAAAUCACUUUACAUGCCAUAAACCCAGAGCAGACAAAAGACUGUAAACUAAAUAUAACAAUCCAAUAUCCUAUAACAGAGCUUAUUAUUUCCCCUCCGGCUUUACCGUUUCAACAAUAUCCUAUACCAGACGGAAUAAUCGGAUUCGAAAUUUCACAAGUUUCAAAUGCAGAACCACCGACAAAUGUUACUUGUUCUUUUUCUUUCGAAAAUAACGAAGUAUAUAUAGAAAAAAGUGUUUACAUCGCAUACAUGCAGCCUUUCAAAAUGUCUUAUACAUAUACGACAGAGGGUAAUAAAAAUGUAAACGUAACGUGCAUAAAUGUAGUUAGUCAAUUUACUGUUCUGACUCAACUUGAAAUGAAAACAGUCACACUCAAUGAUUUUGGUUUCUCAUAUCCUACUGAACUUAAUGUGAAUAUGUCUUUGAAUAGAGAUAAUGAAUUAACUGAUUUUUUUGAGGACAUCCAGUUCAACAUAAUAUUAUUUAACUGCACCAGAUUUCCGAUAAAUGUUUCGUUAGAGUUUGACUUUGGUGAUGGAACAACUUUAUCAGAUAUUGUUGAUUUUAACGUUCAGCACAACUUUACAAAAAGAGGACAGUUUUUAGUGGUUGUUACUAUAUCUGACACGACAUCAAAAACCACAGUCAAUUUACCGAUUAAGAUUGGAAGGAUAGAUUUUACUGUCGACAAAUAUAUAGGAAGUGUUGGUCAUCUCCCGUUUGUUUUUAACAUUUCUGGACCGCCAAGUGGUGGUUCAUACCAACUUCUUACCAACGACAGCAAUAAAUAUAACUUAUCAAGUUCAAGUUCCCCAAUUUUAAAAUCACAUGUUUAUAAAGAUUUUGGAAAAUAUCAUCCACAAGUGAUAGCUACUUUUUCCGAUUUUACUGAGAUAGUUUACCUUGAAGGACCUCUCAAUACAGAUUAUAACCUAUCCGUGAUCAUGAUAGAUUUUAAUACAACUGUAGAUCUACCUCCAGGAGAAAUAACAGUUAUUGUAUCUAAGCAUCCUUUAGCGGCCGAUCUACCGAAUGUAAAGUGCAGAUUCGAUUUUGGCGAUAAAAUCGAUGUAGUACCAAAAGAAAAAACACAAGAUAUAACUAAUGAAAAUCCUUUGAUUUAUCAUUUUACCUACUUUACUCUGGGCUACCCUAUAGCAAAUUUUACCUGCUUUAACCAAUAUGAUCGCAACGAAAACAUCACAACUUUAACUGUUGUAAAUGAAUGCUUCCCCUUGACCGGAAUAUUUGACAGGCAAUAUUCUAAUACAUCAAACCCAUUGAAGCUUAUUACAUCAGAAGAUGUAGAUCUAUCGAGCAGAAUGCCUGUGAAAUGUGCAGAUAAGGAUGUCGGAUAUAAAUGGAAAAUAUACAAAAUUGUAAAUGAAACGGAAGUCUUGAUCAGUUAUAACUCUUCCGAGCCACCAAAAGGUUCAUUGAGGUUCUCUAGAGGAGGUGUCAGCGAGGGUUUAUACAAAGUUACUUUAAACGUCAGUCUACCAGAAACAUAUGUAUUUGAACCAACAUUUGUACGGUUUAUAAAACCGCCUCCAUUUGCAUAUAUCGAUGGUGGAUCUCAACGGCAAGCCGCAUUAAUAACACCUAUUGUUAAUAUAGAUGCUUUGACACACUCGUAUGACCUGGAGCAAGGAUACGAGGGAAACGACAACCUGGCAUUUGAUUGGUCAUGUAAAAUGUUAGCUGCAGCAAACAGUUUGGCAGACCUGUCAAAGGACUACGAGAAUAAUUUGCAAUCAUUUCUCGACUGUAACGAGUUACUCAACACAACGUUUCCACGUGGAAAAACAGUAUUGAAGAUGCUGAACGCAUCAUACCAAGGUUACGCAGUAUCAGUGAAUGUUUCAGUUGAUAACUUAAUAACACCGUUUACUCAGCUGAUAUUGGCUGUUCCUGGAUCGCCCCCAAUUGUUUCUAUUGUGUGCACAAUCAACUGCAUGGCGAAAUAUGCUGUAAUGGUGAAAUCUAUGUGGUAUGUAGAUUGUAAAGACUGUACACCAAACGAUGUUCUGUCUUAUCAAUGGAAGAUGUAUUACAAAGACUUAAAUGGUGACUGGAUACUUAUAUCGGAUUUAACUGAAGUCAGCGAUAUAAGGCCUACAAGCAAAAGUUUUGCAAUCAAUGACAACAAACUACAAGUAGAGCGUGAUUAUAAAUUGACAGUUUUUGUAACUGGUAAUGGUCGUGAUGGGGUUGGAGAAGCAUCAUCGACAUUUUUCACAAACAGUGCUCCAUACGAUGGUUAUUGCAAAGCAGACCCACCAAUAGGUAAUGCUUCUAAAACAUCUUUUCAAAUAAUGUGCUUCGACUGGAAAGAUGAGACAGAGAAUCCAAUGAAAUAUGAGUUCCUCAUGGUAGAAAGAAGUAAUGAAGACGGCGGUAUUGAGCAGGAAACGCCGUUCCAGUUUGGAGGUGAAAUGACUGCGACAGAAAUCAAGUUUCCUGUCGGCGAUUCGAACAACAACGAUACCCUAUACUUGCGCGUCAAAAUAUAUGAUGUUUACGGCGACUACAAUGUGUCAGAUUUUACAGUUAUUUCUAUGCCACCAGCAGAAUAUGUACCAAACGACCCUAAUGAUGUUAACGCCACUACUAAGCUAUUCGAUGACUAUAAUCAAACGUUUGCCAAAGUAAACAAAGGUGGCAACACUAUGGCAUUAUUGCGAUUGAUGGAUUCAACAGCAAGUAUAUAUGCAGAUAUUGAUUUACCUACAUCUGGUAUUCCCGACUUGUCAACGCCAAUGAAAUGUGUUAACUAUACAGAUAGUGGGAGUAGUCAGUCUAGCGUUAGAACAAAUCUUCAACAGAGAACAGACGACAUGAUACGUGAAAUGGAUAAAAGAACUCCAGAUGCAGAGUCUAAUGUUGGAAUGACUUCAGCAGACGCUGGAUUUAUGGCCAAAACACUCAAAACUGCCAUAAAAAAUAAAGCUUUGAUGAAUAAUAAACUAUCCAAAAAGAUAUUAAAAAAUAUAAAGAAGACAAUAAAAAACAUCAUUAAAAGAAUUGAAAUCAAGCCUCUUCUAAUGACAGAAAUCUCUAGUUCAAAGGGCGCAGCUAAAGAAGUAGUUAAUGUUUUGACAGAUAUUUUGGCAUAUUGGAAAACAGGUGGAUCGGAAAACUUAGAGAAAACACUAACUGUGGAAGAUGUUGAAGAGGAAUUCAGAGAAUACUACAGAAAAAACCCAGACCAAUAUGACGAGGAAAUAGCAGACGAUACACAAUUCAACACAUAUGUUCAAAAAUGUUAUAUCAAUAAACAGAAUAUUUUUGAAAAACAAAAAGCAAUGUCGGAAUCCACAAAUGGAGGGGCAGAAGAUCUGUUUGAAUCUGCGGAUGACGCAUUGGAUACUACUGCAGCUACAACAUCUCCAGGAGAAGGAGAGCAAUUGAUUAAUAAAACAGAUAUCACUUUGAGUGUGGAGAAAGAUAGUAAAGAUGCUUUCCUUAAUAAAUCUGCUGUGUAUAGGAAAGGAAUGUCUUUAAAGUUUGACAACGAUUCUUUGGCAAAUGUCACUGAUGGUACUAAUAUGGAUCUUCAGGUGACUGUCGUGGACAAGUCCCCGCUUCUUCAUGCCGAUGGCGCAAGCCAAGUCAACGGACAAAUCAUGAACAUUGCUGUGAAAAAUGACGAAGGAAAAAAAAUGGACGUACAAUUAAACAUGACAAUACAAAAUCAGGGUGUCACUCAUUUCACUGAGUAUGCACCAUAUUAUGACCCGGAAGAUCCAGAUAAAAUGAUGUAUUUCCGGUCCAAACUCCCAAAUGACAAUGAUGCCUUCAUAUUAUAUAUUAAACUGAGUGAUGAGAUGCUGGAUGCAAUAACCCAACGUGAAUUAUACACUUUAUAUGCUAAAUCAAAUUCUCAGCCCUCCUCCACUGAUCACGAAUUCACUAAAACUAUCAGGGCAACCGAUAUGGAAACAUUUGGUUUUAAAGUGUUUAUAAAGGAGAGGGUGUUGAAGGAGGGGGACAUUUUUAUUGCAUUGAAAGCUAUGGAAGAUGACCAAAAUGUAGAAUCGCCAAAAGUAAGACGUAAGAGAAGUGCGCUUUCAUCUGGUAAUACAAAUGCAACUGACCUUGCAACAUCUAAUGUAAGUUUGGCUGUAGUGACAACUGGUUGCAGAGUUUACGAUCCAAGCUCAAGCUCAUGGCAGUCAAAUGGUUGCUCUGUUCUUCCAUUUUCAACACUAAACGAAACAGUAUGUCGCUGUGAGUCGUCGUCUGGUUCUAUCUUUUCUCUGGCAUUUGCUGCCCCAAACUUGAUAGAUUUCAGUACAGUCUGGUCCAAGUUUGAUCCUGCAAAUGCUGCCGUAUAUGCCACACUGAUUGCUUUAUUAGUAUUAUACUUUAUAUUUGUGGUCGUUUUGAGAAGAUAUGAUGGAACAGAUACUGUUAAGAGUAUCCCCACAUUUUUAUGUGACAAUCAACAAGCUGACAAAUACUUUUACAUGAUUGCUGUUCAUACUGGACUCAGACCAGGAUCGGGAACAAAAUCUAAUGUCUGUUUUAUUAUAUCUGGAGAUAAUGAUGAUAGUGGUAUACGAUUGUUAAGCGAUGGGGAACGACAAGGUUUUGAAACCAACAGUGUAGCUUUCUUUAUGAUGUCAACACAUGCAAGGUUUGGUGAUUUGUCCUAUUUUAGAGUAUGGCAUGACAACAGUGGUGAUGGCAAUACUAAUUCAUGGUACCUUCAUAAAAUAGUCGUUACAGAUAUUCAGACCGAUGAAAGAUAUGUUUUUCACUGUGACAAAUGGCUGGCAAUGGACAUGGAUGAUGGCUUAAUCGAUAGAAUAAUUCCAGUCAUAAACAACAAAGAAUGUGGUUUUGAAACCGCCUUUUCUCAACAGUCACGUGCAAAUGUAACAGAAAAUCAUCUAUGGUUAUCGUUAGCAAUACGACCACAGAAAAACUCGUUUACUCGUGUGCAGAGGUUAUCUGUAAUACUGAUGCUCCUGUUUCUUACGAUGAUAACAAAUGCAAUGUUUUUCAAGUCCAGCGAUGACGAUACAGUCACCCCGGAUACUGUUCAGAUUGGUAGCAUGAGAUUGUCUUUGAAAAUUGUAUAUGUGUCGUUCAUUGGAUGCGUGAUCACAGUACCGCCAAUUGUCUUGGUGACUUAUUUGUUCCGCAAUACCAGCGCUAAGGUAGUACAGAAGAAGCAAAAACAAAAGAAUACUGAUUCCACGGAAGAUGACGAUAAUGAUGAUGCUAUUAUGACCUUGACUACUAAAAAGAAGUUUCCUCAUUGGGUUGUAUAUAUCGCAUGGUUUGUUGUAGCUCUUGCUGUUAUAGCGUCAGCGUUCUUUCUAUUAUUAUACAGCAUGCAGUGGGGAAAGGCCAAAGCAGAAGAAUGGCUGACUACAUUCAUUUUGUCAUUUAUAGAAUCUAUUUUACUGGUUGAUCCAUUUAAGGUUAUCAUUGUUGCUAUACUGAUUGCGUUUAUCAUGAAAAAACCAGUAGAAGAUGAAAAACUAACAGUUAAUCUGGAAUCUGUGAAAAGACGGGCCAAAAACUACCAACCGUCAAAAAACAAGCAAUUUAUAGCAUUUAGGCUAGAGGUAUUGGCAAGAGGGGGACCACCUCCUGCAGCCGUAAUGGAAAAAGAAAGAAAAUUAAUGAUGAAACAAAAAGAGGCAAAGCGAGCCUUUAUGACUUUAGUCCUACAUAUAUUUUUCGCCACUGUAUUGUUCUGUAUGAGCUACAUAAAUAGAGACCAGAGAGGAUAUUUGUAUAAAGCUCAUAUUGACAGUCAGUUGUUCGAGUCUAGUAAAUAUCAAUAUGGAUUCUCAAAGGUUUCAUCAAGUGAGGCGUUCUUUAACUGGACAAAGGACACUUUAAUUCCCUUGUAUUAUCCAACAUCAGAGUAUAAUGGUGAUGGUAUCAGUGUUGUGGAUAAGUUCUUUGUAGGCGAUAUGGCUAAUCUCAGACUUGGUCUUGUCAGACUCAGACAGGUUAAAGUAAAGAAAGCACAAUGUUACACAAGGAAACUGGUUGCGGGACAUUUCUGUGCAAAAAAUUAUAAUGACGAAAGAGAGGAGACUGGUGAUUUGUGCAACGGAUGUCAAACUCCUCUAACAACAGAUGCAUGGAAAUAUGUAUCAUCAGAGAAAAUAUGGGGAAUACCAAUAAUAGGCAUUUAUAAUACAUAUGGCGGUGGCGGAUAUAUCCAAAGUUUUAGCAACAUUAAGGCAAAUACUGAAAACAUACUUGACGAACUCUAUAAUAAGCAGUGGAUUGAUCGUUUGACAAGGGCAGUCUUUGUUGAGUUUGCACUGUAUAAUGCAAACAUUAACAAUAUAUGCUAUUCGAUAUUUUUGGCAGAAUUUCCUGAAACAGGAGGUGCCUUUAAUUGGGUUGAUACACAGUGUUUUAGGCCAACAUUAAUCACAAGUGCUACAGGUGCAUUUAAUCUAUUACUUAGUAUUUUCUUCCUCAUCAUGGUAAUUGGUAGGAUGGUCACAAUGAUAAAAGGCCUGAAAAGAGAAAAAAUGAAAUAUCUCAUGAAUUUUUGGAAUAUCUUAGAUAUUUUAAUUGUGCUUUUAAGUAUGAUCGGAGUAGGUCUCUGGGUGACAAAAUUUAUAUUUACAAAGAAAGCAUUGGGUUUGUAUGCUGAAAAUAAGGAUGUUUUUAUCAAUUUCCAACACAUAGUUGUGUGGGAAUAUGCAUUCAACGUUCUUUUGGGAUUCCUGGUUUUUUGUUCAACCAUACGUGUUUCAAGUGCUUUGGGAUAUAAUAAAAGGAUAACUGAGAUUGCGUAUGUACUGAAGCAUGGCGCAUCAGAAAUAUCUGGUUUUGGCCUGCAAUUUUUCAUUAUAUUUUCUGCCUUUGUUAUAUUUGGUUACUUGAUCUUUGGCAUUGCUCUCCAUGAAUUUCGAAAUCUAUUUGUAAGUUUUGGAAGCCUUCUUAAUACAAUAAUUGGACGAAAUACACUAGGGAAAAUGCAGCAGGCUGUUCCAAUUUUUGCAGAGGUGUACUUCUUUGUGUAUGUCUUUUUUGUGGUAUUUACUUUGCUGACGAUGUUUGCCGCCAUUCUUAAUAACUCAAUAAUACAUGUAAGAAGUAGCAACAAGAAUGCACAAGGAGAAGUUGGAAUCACAGAUAUUCUAAAAAGCACAUUCACAGAUAUGGUUGGUUUAGUUGGAAUUCAUAUAAAGAGAAAAGGAAAAAAUAAAUCCGGGUACAACUAUAAAGGGGACAGCCAUGGCCCAGUUAGUUCAGCAAAAGUUGUUAACUUUGUCAGAGAAACAUUUGCCGAUGCGUUUGACGAAGAUACUUUGGUAAAUCAAAAAAAAGAAAAAGGCAAGUUAAAACAUCUAAACGACUUGAUAAUACAAAAGUCGGCCGUGAAUGAGUAUGACCGUAGUAACACCUGCACACCCAGACAAGUACGAAUGGAUUUUUACAGAUAGUAUAUACGAAACUAAACAAACUGGAGAUUAAUUUUUUAGUUUUAUUACUUGUAUACUUUAAAUCCACAGUUUAUAAUGUUGUAGAGCCUUUUCGUUUUUCAUUUCUUUGUAUUGGUAGAUGUAUCAUUGUUUUAUACGACCGCAAAAUAUUUUGCGUUCGUAUUAUGUUAUGGCGAUCUCUGCGUCGGCGUCCGAAAACAUUUUGGUUCCCAGACAAUAACUUCAGUAUAAGUGUAUGGAUCUUUAUGAAAAUUUAGCACAAGGUUCCAUACCACAAUAUGAAGGUUGGGAUUGAUUUGGAGGGGGGUGUAUUGUCAUAGCCGUUUUGUAAUAAGGGGCCAAAAAGGGUCGAUAAACAAGCUUUUUUACUGAUUCAUAGACAAUAAAUUGGUUCGCAGAUAAUAACUUGGAUAUAAGUGUAUGGAUCUGAAUGAAGUUUAGCACAAGGUUCCAUUUUGGGCCCCGUAUUUGAAUUGGUUCAAGGGUUCAAAAUUAAGCUUUGUUUGAUUUCAUCAAUAUUGAACUAUUGGUGUUCUUUGGUAUGCCGAAUCUAACCAUGUAUUUAGAUUUUAAAAUUUGGGGCCCUCUUUCAAAUUGGUCCACAUUAAGGUCAAAAAUCAAACUUUGUUUAAUUUUAAAAAAAAAGAAUUCUUGGGGUUUUUUUAUAUGCUGAAUCUAACCGUGUAUUUAGAUUUUUCAUUUCAAAUUGGUCCACAUGGUACAAAAUUAAACUUAUUUUGAUUUUUUUCAAAAAAUUAAUUCAAGAGGGUUCUUUGAUAUACUGAAUCUAAACAUGUAAUUAGAUUUUUGAUUUUAGUCCAAGUUUUCAAAUUGGUCGAAAUCGGGGUCCAAAAUUAAACUUUGUUUGAUUUCAGCAAAAAUUGAAUAUGUGGGGUUCUUUUAUAUGCUGGGUGUAAGCGUGUAUUUAUAUUUUGGAUAUUAGACCAUAAUAGGUAAAAGUUCAAUUUCAAAAUUUUCGGCUCUUUGACCACAUUCAUUCUUUGUCAGAAACCUAUGCUGUGUCAAAUAUUUAAUCACAAUCAAAAUUCAGAGCUGUAUCAAGCUUGAAUGUAGUGUCCAUACUUGCCCCAACUCUCCAGGGUUCGACAUGCGCCCAGUGGAGCAUUUUAUUUCAUCUGUAAAAUCAAAUUCUGAACGUAUCAUAUUGAUUUCUGGUUUAUACAAAUGAAAUUAAUACUGUAUAAAUAAAUAGAUAAUGAUCUAAUUAACAAGCAUUUAGUCAGUACAGGAAAAGAACGAUUUCAAAUACUACAUAAGUAAAAUUAAUAUUAAAACGAUAAAGUAAUAGGUAAUCUGAUAUCAAAUAGGGAAAUGAAGCUUCAUGUUUAUCAUGUGUAUGGAGUUUAAAUAUACAUUCCGCCAUUAGUUAAGCACCAACCAUAUUUUUAAUAAUAGGAAACCAAAUCCAAAAAAUUAAUGAUUUUUGAAUAAGAGCCAAUCGCGUGACAUAGGUUGAAUAAAAUGUAAUUCUUGUGCAAUAUAUGGUUUUUAUGCUUUCUGCUUUGUAAAAGGAACUUUCAACUUUACGUUAAAAACAACUAGUUAUACAUUUACUGUUAAUUAAGGUUAAUAAUGUCAAUAUCGUGUUUAGCUUCUGCCCUUCCGUACAGAUUCAAUGCACGUCUCCUCAUUUGUAACACCAGUCGUCAUAGCUUAUACUGUGGAAAUCUCCACCAUCACAUACCAAAGCGACCAUCAAUUCUGGUAUUGUUGCACAUUUUGGUUGACUCUGAUUAAGUUUACAUCCGAUAAAGUCCCAUACAUGUUCAAUGGGGUGCAACGACCGGCCCAGGGAAAGUGUCUAUUGAUUUCGACGUCAGGUGUGCGUUGACAGUUCAUUUCGAUGAGGUCUUGCGUUGUCAUUUUGAAAGACUGGUCUAUCAGCUAACGCGUAAUUAUCAAAAUGAAGCGAUACUAUGGUGUUCAGUACGUAAUCCCGGUAUCUUUGUCUAUUCAGGGUACUGUCAAUAACAUAUAUAUCAAGCUUACAUUCAUGGGAAAUACAUCUACAUUCUGUUACGUUGCCGCCAGAGAAAGCUGUUGUAACAAGAAUGUUAUUGUCCCGAUAAAAUGUGUUUCUUUCCCUCCAAAGACGUGUUCUACAGUCGACGGGCUUCAGCAAGAAACUACUUUUAUUGGACCAGUGAAUUCUUCUCCAGUUACGCAAAGUCCGUCUGCUGUAGUUCCUAGCCCACUGUUAUCUUGCACUGUGGUGUCUUAGAGUUAAUUAUGUGCUCUUUAUUAGUCUAUGGGCCUGUAGACGUCCACGUGCUAAAAUUUUGUGUUAAUUUAAAAAACAGUAACGCAAAAAAACACACAAGACACGUUUUAAAAAACUGAUUUUUAAAAAUUAAAAUGUAAUCGAUUGACAUUUUACCUGUAUCCAAAAGUUACAUAUUGUUAACAGUUUUAAAGGGCAUUAGCUACGAGAUAUAAAAAAAAUAUAAAGUUAUGAAUUUUUUUUAUUGUUCAAUGAUUAAUGAAAGUGAAAUAGUAAAAUAAUUGUUCAUUUUUAGCAGCCAAUUUGGUUCAAUUUUGUCAAAAUAAGCAAAGAAACAUCGCCAAUGAAUUAUUCACUUGAAAGUGAAUAAUUCGACCUCAUUGAAUCCAUAUUCAUGUGACCUUCAAUUUAACCCCUUAGCUUGAGAUUGGUUACGCAUGUAUUCAGCUAUUGAAAGGAAAGGAAUGUCAACAUUGAAAGUUAAACAAGGAUAAACCAUUUGGUUGACUGUUUCGAUCCACAUAAAAUCAUUCUUAUACAGGUAAAAACGAUGAUAAAAAUACUUUUUAGCCUACAAUAUGAAACCAAACAGACCUAGAAAAAUCCAAUUGCACGUGGUCGCUAUCUAUUUAUAUUUAUAUUUAUGUUUAUAUCGGGUUAUAUGACCGUUGACAGUCUUCGGAGCUCAUCUCGAUGGUUAAUUAGAUGACGUUUAGAUAGAAAUACACACGAAAUGUUGAUACUUAUUAUCGAAUCCAUGCACUGUUAAUUGUUUAUUUUAAACUUUUUGUAAUUUGGAUAUAUGUUUUAGUAUGGUAUAAAUCAAGUAUGAGAGUAUGAGUUAAAUCGGUGAACAUGAAUUUGACAGCUAAUGCCCCUUUAAUAUAACGUAUUUCUUUUAUAAAAAAAAAUAAAAAAAAAAAAAAUACAUCGAAAUUAAAUUGGGUGGUGCUUUACUUACGGCGGAAUGUAUGUGUUAACAUACAAGGUUAAAGAAAGAAUAAUAUGGUACUGAUGCAAAAAAUAAACGAUAAAUUAUAUUAUAAAGAGUGGAAUGCAGCUUUAAAUAUGUUCAUACACUGUGAAAAAAAAUAGCAUCCCCAGAGUUUAACAUAUGUUAUACUUAUUGAUUAAACAUUCCUAGAUAUUAUAUUUUAUUAUAUUUUCAUUAAUAAAUAUUUAAAGCAAUUUAACACUUUCUGUUGUGUACAAAAACACAGGUCAUGGUGUGAAGUUUCGUAAAAGUGUACAAAAACACAGGUCAUGGUGUGAAGUUUCGUAAAACGCCAAGUUCAUGUAAUUUUCCAAAUGAUUUUGCACUAUUGUAUAUGUAAGUUUAUGAUAAAAUAUGUAAUCUUUUGAUAAUGUUUGAAACUCAUUUUAUUUUGUUAAAAGUGUUGAAGAUUUUAGAAAUUAUGAACCUCUUCAAUCAUCCUACUCAAGAUUUAGUUCAUUUGCAAAUUCGAAUCAAGAAUGUCCUUGUAAAUGAAUCGUUAUAAAAUAGGACAAAAUCUUUAGUGCUUUUGCUGAAGUUGAAAAAGUCAGAUAUUUGGUCCUCUAUAUUCAAUCUGAAGAUGAUGUACGGGAAUAAAUGUUUUGGUUUGUCAAAAUCUUUUGGAAUUGACAAAAAGUUCUUCUCUCGCAAUGGUUUUCUUUUACUCGAGAAUAUUUCCCUUUAACAUUCCACCCGUAUGUCCUCCUAGCAACUUGACCAAUGAGACAGAAAAACAAAGUGAUAUCGACUGGCAGAUAACAUAAUAGUUUAUCAUCUAUUUGGUAUCCUAAAUCUAUUUCCGUAACACCUUACCCUUAUAAAAAUAAGGGGAUGUAGUAUGAUAGUCAAUGAGACAACUAUCCACCCAAGUUCAAAUGAAGUGGAUGUUAGCAAAUAUAGGCAUUUCGUCCAUUUACGGAAUCUGUUGGUUCAUUGCAAAAAGGUACUUUAUUUUCGCUUCAAUACCAGUUUGCAUAUAUUGACGGAAGCAAUAAGUCAAGAAUACUCUUUAUAUCUAGUUAUCUACAUGGGAUUGCGAUUCAGAAUAAACACAUGUCUAAACAAAACAAUUAAUUCUGUAUUUUUCAACUUCGAGUUAUCCUCCCUUUAUCAUCUUUUAAACUCGAGACCAAUUAUGAUUACGACUGUCUGCUAAGCCCAUGUAUAUAAUUGUAUGAACAUGAUGAAAGCAAUGUAUUACUCACAAGGGUUUAUGUGGUAGCUAAAGGGAAAUAUCGUAUUCGUUGUUCAACUGAAACUCCCAAAGCUAUCAAAUGAUAUUAACAUUAAUAUGAGUUAUUGUCUCGUUUGAAUGGAUAAUAUACAUGAGAUAAGCUGCAGCAUUUUUUUUAAUUUAAUUUCAAAUUGUUUAAUUCUCAAACUCAAGCUUCUCUUAAAUUACAAGACGAAAUGGUCAACAAAAAGAAUUACAAUUAGUAAUACCAGUAUGCCAUUAGUAAUAUCCAAUGACAACUGGUAAGUGAGAUAUUAAAGCUCUAUUUGUAUUUUUUCUCCUUUUGGUUUAUAUGACGAUUGCUUGUUUAGCAUAAGCUUAUUUUAUUAAACAAAGCAUACUGUAAACGUUGAA
Messenger RNA from Mytilus californianus (California mussel), 13604 nucleotides. RefSeq lists its product as uncharacterized. Gene Ontology annotation, molecular function: calcium channel activity; calcium ion binding; protein binding. Bases 87 to 8780 code for a protein of 2897 amino acids. The record is from RefSeq and is a predicted model, not a curated record. The transcript has 27 exons. NCBI's taxonomy places the organism in Eukaryota, Metazoa, Mollusca, Bivalvia, Mytilida, Mytilidae. Gene Ontology annotation, cellular component: membrane. Gene Ontology annotation, biological process: detection of mechanical stimulus.